Messenger RNA from Tachysurus vachellii, 1573 nucleotides. RefSeq names its product aerolysin-like protein. The transcript has 2 exons. The record is from RefSeq and is a predicted model, not a curated record. The coding region runs from base 270 to 1151 and encodes 293 amino acids. NCBI's taxonomy places the organism in Eukaryota, Metazoa, Chordata, Actinopteri, Siluriformes, Bagridae.
GUGACAGAGUGGUGCAGGAAGAAGGUGCUGCCAGGCACAUGCUGAAACAGGGAAAGUUUUGUUUUUCAAGCAACAACUUUGAUAGAAAGAGACAUCAGGUACAAGAUAAAGUUCUCCUGUUGUAAUAAGCGGCCAAUGAAGUUAAUUCCUGAGACAUCUUUGUUUUUUUUAGGCUCAAGAAGAACAGCGUGUCAUACCUGGCAGAUGUUGUUGAAGUUGGCGGUCAGGGAGGAGAUCCCUUCGAUUUUAAUGGCACUGAAAAUGGAAGCAUGCUGAAAACGAUCCAGGUUUGGGAAGGUGAGUGGCAGAUAAAAGCCAUGAAGGUGUGGCUUACUGAUGACCGGUCCGAGCAGUUUGGUGUUCCUGCUGGGAAUCUGAAAGAGUUUAACUUUGAAGAUGGAGAGCAUUUCACCUCCCUUUCACUUUGGCCAAGUGAAAAUGGUUCACGUCUGGGUGCAAUCAAAUUCAAGACAAGUCACUCCCGAGAGUUCUAUGCAAGCUUGACAAUUUGGACUCUGAAACCAGAAGUUCCAGUUGAUGUUGCUUCUGGGAUCUGCAUGGGGAUCAAAGGACAUUCAGGUUUGGAUAUUGAUCACUUAGGCUUCAUAUUCAUCAACACUGUCAAGUCUGCUCAGCUUACCAAUGUUGUGUAUCCCACCAUUCAUGAUGUGAUACCCAAAGUGGCUGUUGGAGAAAUUAAACCCAUGUUCUACAAGAACAACACUUCUGAAACUCAAGAAUUUACAAUUGAGACCUCCAAGAAAAUCACCCAAAUAUCCUCCUGGUCUGUUAAGGGCAAUACGGAAUCCACAUUCAGCCUGGAAGUAAAUGCAGGAAUUCCACUGGUUGUGAGGGAGGAAUCAAGAUAUGAAUUAAAUAUUGGAGUUGAAGGUAAAUAUGCUUUAGACACCAGUGAAGAGAAAACAGAGCUCUCCACAUGUCCUGUUAAAGUUCCUCCAAUUAAAACCGUGGAUGUGCACAUCGCACUUGGCCAGGCUACAGUUGACCUCCCAUUCACUGGCAUCAUGAAGAUUACCUGCUAUAAUGACAGCGUGCUGGAGUUUAAAACCAGUGGAACCUACAAGGGUGUCGCUUACUCUGAUGGAAACGUGGUUGUGAAUGGAUCAAACAAAAUGCUUGGUGCAGCCUAAUAAGCUUUUAAUUCAAUUCUAUAAAUAUUUUAACUACAAAAUGUGUUCUCAUGUUUAAUAAUCAAUGUUACAGAUGUAUGGAACGUAUUUAGUGCAUUAUGUAUCACUGUACUCAGUAUCUCAGUAAAGUUCUUGCUGACUGGAGCUGUGUGUGUGGAACACUAGAGUCCAGCUGUGACUUAUAUGAUCUUGCAUCUUCAUGUUUAUCCUGCAUUUUGUGGAAUGGAUGAUUUUUUAGUUGAUUUUUUUCCUAAUCUGUAAACCAAAAAAAACUGAAUUAUUCUUCUGGUCUUCCAAUGGUGCAAAGCCAUAUUUUUUUAUUAAUAAAUAAAUCUUUACAAAACAUUUGGAGUAAUAAAUAAAACAUCUCAUUUCAUGUUUUUUAUAUUUACUUUGACUGUAGCUUUGUGUGAUAUCUGGAC